Molecule: messenger RNA, 879 nt
Organism: Penaeus vannamei (Pacific white shrimp)
Lineage: Eukaryota; Metazoa; Arthropoda; Malacostraca; Decapoda; Penaeidae
Source: RefSeq, a predicted model, not a curated record
AUGAUAUCUGUGGGAAAAGACACUCAAAAACCCCUCCCGUUCCCUCUCGCCCACAGCUACACCUGCCAUGAGGUCCGCGACGGCCAGUGGGAUGCCGUGACCCAAGGAGAGUGGUCAGGACUGGUCGGCGAGGUCGCGAGAGGUGAAGCGGACAACGCCAUCGCUUCACUCACCAUUUCUCAACAGCGAAGCACCGUCGUCGAUUUUCUCGUCAGCGUCGCAGUUUCCGGGUACUUCACUGAUCGCGCCUCCUUCGUGUUGGCGAAGGGUUCUCCCCUCGCGCCCCUCUUCAACAAUGUCAUCCUUGACCUCGGUUCGUCUGGCCUCCUCUCCAAGUUCUGGCUGGAGGUCAAAGUGACCACCAACGACUGCGGCGCCCUGGAGACCGCGUCCUUGGAGUUCCUGACGGUGGUGACGUCCUUCCUGGUGCUCGUCGUGGGGGCUGUGGUGUCCUUCGGUCUCCUGGGGGCGGAGUGGCUCCUUUCGCGAAGAAUCUGGGGGAGGUCCUGGGGGAUAUACCAAGAUAUUGGCAAUACUUACAGAGAUGAGUAUGUAUGGGCACGGAGCCUGGAGCCAAGUGAAGGUCGUGCUGAAUGGCCAAACGACCUGGCUUCUGUCGCGGGAAACGGGCGUCCCAAAUGGCCUCCACGUGAGGAAUCGAUUAUCAGGCAAUGUGUGCGUCUGAUUAGCGGCUCCCAAACGCGUGCCUCCACAGUACGACUUACUCACACGAGCGGCGGAGGCGGCGGAGACAGCGGGCGGCUGUGCUUCCUCGUGGGAAUGUUCAUUAGCGGCGUGACGUCACCAGCCUCAUUGUCCACCGCACCUGCAGGAGAUGUGUCUGUCAUAAGCCUUGCGGGCGCUCGGCAACAGCUUUAA